CCCUCCCACCUAGCACCCCCUCCUAUAGCAGCUAUCAACAUAAUGCCGACAGUCAUGCAUGGUCCCCAGACCGGGCCAGCCAGAGUCCAGAAUCCAGACUCAUCACUCGUCAGUAUCAACACCUACCUGGAGGAGGAUGGCUGCGUUACCUAAGCUCCUCGAUAAGAGUAACAUCAAACACUUUCUUGAUAGUUUUGACACUGUCCUUACUGAUUGUGAUGGUGUUUUGUGGAAUGGGGACUAUAUAAUAGGACAGGCUAAUGAUGCCCUGAACCAGCUGCGAGCCCUGGGAAAGAAAGUCUUCUUUAUAACUAACAACUCUACAAAGUCACGUGACACAUACCUGGCCAAGUUUGAGCGUCUAGACAUUAUUGGUAGUAAGGAAGAGAUUGUCAGCUCCUCCUAUGUUAUGGCCCAGUAUCUCAAGCAACAGAACUUCAACAAAAAAGUAUAUGUGGUGGGCAACAAAGGAAUGUCUGAUGAGUUGGAUAACGUUGGCAUCGCUCACAUGGGAGUUGAACCGGAUCCGCUGGUGGGAUGCGUCUUUGAUUUGAAAGAUAUAAAAGACGUAGUGGAGUUAGACCCAGAGGUGGGGGCCGUCGCUGUGGGAUUUGACGGCACCUUCAGCUUUCCCAAGAUCCUGAGAGCUGCCUCCUACCUCAACAAACCUGGCUGUCUGUUCAUUGCCACAAACACUGAUGAAAGAUUUCCCAUUCAAAGUAGCAAACUUAUAUUUCCGGGUACUGGAUGUAUGGUGAGGUGUGUAGAGACAGUUGCCAUGCGUCCACCUACCAUCAUGGGCAAACCUUCCAAGAUGAUGUUUUCAGUCAUAAGUGAACAGCAUCAAUUACAGCCUUCACGUACCAUCGUGAUCGGAGACAACUGCAAGACAGACAUUGUGUUUGGUAAGAACUGCGGCCUUCACACAAUGAUGGUGCUGAGUGGCAUAACACAGAUGAAAGAAUUGGAAGAAUAUGCUGCCAACCAAGAUGAAGAGAAGCACAAGAGGCUGCCAGACUAUUACCUGCCACAACUUGAAGAUCUUAUCCCUCUGCUGAAUGAUGAAAAUUGUAAAUAGGUUUUAAAGUCAGUACAAUAAGUCUUACUGAUUAUGUGGAUAGUACAGUACUGUAUAUUAACAUGAGGAUGGUACAGUACAGUACUCUAUAGAAGAGAUGAAUGAUGUGGCUUUACUAUGUUGAAGUGUCUGAUAGUACAGUGCAGUAUUGUUAUGUAUUUAAACAGUCUUAAUAUGAGUCAUUCCAGUAGCAUGUGGGUCCAUACUAUCACUGUCUAAGCAUACUAGUGUGUGUGUGCCCUCUAUGUUGAUCUCACACAGAUUAAUUUUAUUUUUGAGCAAUGUGUACAGUAUAUGUUAAUCCCAUGGAAAUAUACUUUAUAGUUAAAUACAAUGUUUAAAAGUUGGUGAAGUUCAUGAGCUGGAAGUGCAACUUUAGAUUUGGAAAGUUUGAAAUUUUAUUGAUUUUUAAUCAGGCAAAUUCAGUCAUAAAUUUCCCAAUAUCAAAUGAUAAUUUACAGAAUCAACAAACAGUACAUUGUGUUUUAAGCUAAGGUAUAAACUUUCUUAUACAAUCUUAUGGUACCUUUAGUUCAGGUAACUUGAGUGUUAUAAAUAAGAACCUUUGACUAGAGAAUACUUAAUUAGGACAUCAUAAAACUGCCACCUAUACUACAUACAGAAGCUAUGACAGCAUAACAUAGGUUCACAUACAGAAUACAAUUCGUCAAACUUAAUGAUACUAUGCCAUGGUAUGAUAAUUAUAUAACACAGUUAUAAUCUAUAACAUAAAUAUCUACAGUACUAUAUUUGAAUUUUUACCAUUAUUUUAAACCUGUGUACUUGUAGUUACUGUACAUAGAUUUUUAAUGACAAUAUUUUAUGAAAAACAAAUUUAUAUCUAUUAAUAUAAAAUAUGUAUACAAAAUUUAAUUAAUAUAUACAUUAUUUGAUAAAUAUGGUGGUGUUACUUGAAGUAAAAUUUGUUAUACAGA
Messenger RNA from Homarus americanus (American lobster), 2013 nucleotides. RefSeq names its product glycerol-3-phosphate phosphatase-like. Gene Ontology annotation, molecular function: phosphatase activity. The coding region runs from base 59 to 1078 and encodes 339 amino acids. Lineage: Eukaryota; Metazoa; Arthropoda; Malacostraca; Decapoda; Nephropidae. The record is from RefSeq and is a predicted model, not a curated record. The transcript is spliced from 6 exons. Gene Ontology annotation, cellular component: cytoplasm.